Messenger RNA from Hibiscus syriacus, 695 nucleotides. RefSeq lists its product as uncharacterized. NCBI's taxonomy places the organism in Eukaryota, Viridiplantae, Streptophyta, Magnoliopsida, Malvales, Malvaceae. The coding region runs from base 80 to 523 and encodes 147 amino acids. The transcript is spliced from 2 exons. The record is from RefSeq and is a predicted model, not a curated record.
UGAAAGCAUCCCCUAACUACAAACCUGCAAACAUCACUUCCUUUCGCUUUUCCAACAUUCAGUUUUGAAAAUUUUAAGAAUGAACAAAUCUAGAGCAACACCCUUGUCACUGUUUCUUCUUUGGUUAAUCAUCAUAUCCCAUCAAAUUCGACCCGUAGUUUGCCAAGAAAAACAGAACGAAGAGAAGCCAACUGUGUUCCAGUUACUGUCAAACACCCUUGCGUUGUUGAAGAAAUCCCAUAAGAGUUAUUGGGAAAAGAUGAAAGGCAUCGUCCACGAGCUCCAGUUGCACUUCACCCCUCCAAGUCUCGAUUUUAGGGGCACAGGCAAAGGCAAAGGCCCAGCUGCAGCUGUUGGUGCGGGAGAGAAGGUGAAAGAAGCAGUGAAGGACAGCAUCGGAACAAGUGAAGCCAUCGCUAAAGAAACUGCGAAAUCUGCUGCAGAAGCUAUCCACAGAACAACCGAGAAGCUCAAAGGGACUGCCCCUGUCUCCGGUAAUGAAGAAUCUCGCGAUGAGCUGUAAACUAAAAUCCCAUCAACCUAUCUUAGAUGUGUGUUUGUGUUUUGUAUGUGUCAUUUACUUGUAUGAUUUGUAAUAAUUAUGCUUGAAGUAAAUUAGAAUUUGUAUAUUUUCAACAUUCUUGUAUUUCCAUUAUUUUAUAUAACAAGAAGGAUGACUGGUAGUUAAUCCACCA